Cryphonectria parasitica EP155 is the source of this 1158-nucleotide messenger RNA. RefSeq lists its product as uncharacterized. The transcript has 3 exons. The coding region runs from base 1 to 1158 and encodes 385 amino acids. NCBI's taxonomy places the organism in Eukaryota, Fungi, Ascomycota, Sordariomycetes, Diaporthales, Cryphonectriaceae. The record is from RefSeq and is a predicted model, not a curated record.
AUGGACGGACUCCAGGUCACCAACGCCGCUGCACGCCUGAGUCAUGAUGGGACUCUGAAGGACAAUGUGAGCGUUCGAUCCACACCGCUCCCGGACCCCGAGGCUCAACCACCAAGUCCUACUCAUCAUGCGCGGCCAGGGCGGAGCAACGUCACAGUCUCAACGAGCCGGAGCGAGCAGCAACGUCUGCGCCAGCAGCAUCAACAGAAUGCGAGUCGCCAGGCCGGUGUGGGCAAUGCGCCAGAUGCGGUGGAAGCAGUGGAACUCCAGGCUUUGUCCAGUGAUGGAUCGGCCCAGGCUAUCGACGUUGAACAAGCAGCCAGGACGAGGAGACCGCGGCCCAAGUAUCUGUCUCUCCCUCGCACAGCUCGCAAUGCUUUCAUGGAGGGGUGGUCAAAUAGAACAAGCGAGCUGGAUCGAGCCCGGGGGGUUGUCCAGAUCAGUGACACCGAGAUCAAGAUAUCCUACAAGACGUUUCAGGAGUAUUGCCUGGAGCACUACCGCAACAAGUUGGCGGAAACAGCGCUCAGCUUUCGCUACGACAAGACGGUAUCUUCUGCGUCCUUGAUAAGACGAUAUCAAUCUGAGAUCCAAGAGUAUGUUGCCGCACUGAAGGUGAUGGACAGCAUCAAUGCAACCUACAAGGAGCACAGGGGGCGGACGAAAUUCGAACCUUCGACCAGAUGGUCAAAGGAACGGGAACUGCUCCGUGACACCCGCUUGAGAUGGCGGACAUCGCACGCCCACAAGCUUAGUGGCCCGGCCCUCGCACAGUUCGACCAAGACAUGCGGCCGCUUCAGGACGAGGCUGGCACUUCACUGCCCCUCCCUCUUGAUCGUCACUUUUACGAUGCCCGCCUGGAGAGGUACCCCUUGCUUAGGUUCAUAUGGUCACUUGAGCUUGGUCCGUAUUAUAUCCGCGUAUUCUGGGCGGUCAUUGGUGGAGCAUUCCUUGUUAUUCCCAUGUUGAUCAUGGUGCUUAUCCCAACAUUGAAGACGUCCCUCAUCACUACAUGUGUCGGCGUCAUUUUCUUUGGGCUCAUCAUCUCCUGUUUCCCUGGUCUGGUUAGUACCAAGGAUGUCAUGUCGGUCACAGCUGCUUAUGCUGCUGUCUUGGUAGUGUUUGUGGGAACCAGCGUCCAAAUGCAGGACAUGUGA